AUUUCACAACUGGUCCACCCCCGGGGCAUUGAGAAGAGGAAUGUCAAUGUCGCUGCAGCAGGUAUCCCUCUCCCCGCAAGUGCAUAUAUCUCUUCAAGCCCGACUCCCUCGCUACGCAUUUCCUUCCAUGUCGACCAGGCCCCACCGGUCAUAACACUCCGCCGCUGAAUUCCUCCGUCUCAACUUGCGACAGCCAUGUCGUUUACAAACCUACUCUGGACGAGUGCUCAGCCGAUUAUUAAGAUGCUCAUCAUCGCUGCGGGAGGAGCGACGCUGUUCAAAACGGGGGCGAUAAAUCCCGCGGGGCUCAAAGUGCUGUCGAAGGUCAACAUCUAUCUCCUCGCACCCCCACUCCUGUUUGUCAAGAUCGUAGCGGGGAUCACAGUGAACGAUCUCCCAAAACUAGGCAUCAUAGUCCUCGUAGCCCUCAUCUACCUCCUCCUCGGCCUCCUCGCCGGGCUGCUCAUCCGGCGUUGCACACGGACCACGCCCACCUUCAACUACGCCGUCAUCGCCUGUGCGACUUGGGGAAAUUGGGGGGAUAUCCCGCUAGCGGUGAUCCUCUCCCUCGGCGCCCUCCCACCCUUCUCCGCCGGCGACGACACAAAAGGCGUCGCAUACGCCUCGAUCUUUGUUGCAGUGUUCUAUUUCACGCUCUGGGGGGCCGGGUACAAGCUUUUCCAGAUGGAUUAUGCGGGGGAUGACAAGAAGUUGGAUCUGGAGAUGGAGGUGGAUUUGGAGGGUGGCAGUGUGGGUACGGUAGGGGAUAAGACUGACGAGAUGCCGGAGGAGGGGAUGGGGGAUGCACGAGAGUCUGCGCCGGCGGCGGCGAGCGUGACGGCGCCCAGUGUCCGGUCAACAGCGAUGUCAACGCAACGGAGCAGCUCGAAACGCAACAACACACCCACCGCCCGGCGAAUCGUCCAUCGGCUCGGUCGCGUGUACCACACCUACAGCUCCCUGUUCAACGUGCCGAACGUGACACUCUUACUGAGUCUGGUGAUUGCGCUUGCGCCGCCGCUGAAAUCGCUGUUUGUGAGGACGGACGGGGGUGAACCGCCGUUGGGGUUCUUGUUUCGGACACUGGAUUUUUUGGCCGGUGGGACUGUCCCAAUGAGCCUAGUAUCCCUCGGCGGCGGCCUAGCCCAACUCUCGUUCCGCCAAACCUCCCUCCCGAGCUGCCUCUCUCUCGUCACCUUCAAACUCCUCCUCCAACCCGUCUUCGGUCUCGGUCUCUCCCUGCUGCUCACCCACACUCUGCAGUGGGUGGACAUGCACGACAAGAUCUUCCGCUUCGUGCUGCUGUUCAUGUCGUGCACGCCGACAGCCUCGACAACAAUCUUACUGACGCAGUUCUAUUCGCCGACGGGGGAGAGCGUAGAGAUUGGGAGUACGUUGUUUGUGAUGUAUGUGGCGAGUUGUGUGACGAUGACCGGGUUCAUUGCGUUGUUUAUUCAUCUGGUUGGGUGAGAGGGUGAGAGGGACGGAGGGUUUCAGUCAUAGGGACGAAGGGGCUUUCGUCGCCGUGAUACGAACAUGCAUGGCUUUGGUUUUGGGGUUCUAGAACUAGUUUUGUAAAUAGCAUUUUAGACGCUUAUAAUCGACCCCCCCCCCCCCCCCUGAAUAGG
Fimicolochytrium jonesii is the source of this 1628-nucleotide messenger RNA. RefSeq names its product auxin efflux carrier. The coding region runs from base 196 to 1470 and encodes 424 amino acids. Gene Ontology annotation, biological process: transmembrane transport. The transcript is spliced from 6 exons. The record is from RefSeq and is a predicted model, not a curated record. Gene Ontology annotation, cellular component: membrane. Lineage: Eukaryota; Fungi; Chytridiomycota; Chytridiomycetes; Spizellomycetales; Powellomycetaceae.